CAAAAAAUCUAAGCCAUCAGAUGAUUCAGCGGCUGAAGCAAAACAGGACAGAAGAACAGUGGAGGUGAUGCCAUCCUUGCUGAAUACAGUUCCAAAAAAACACUUUCAAGCGAAAUGAGACGACUCCUAGUCAACAUUUUAGUUGCUCAUAUGGUAGAAAUGCAUGGUUCUUCAAUACGGAGACAUCGUCAAAGUUGCUUGAAAGGUGGGAUACAGCUUUCAAACCAAGAAUCAUCGAAGAAGCCAUGGACUUACUUCAACUUCUACUGUGUCCUCACUUCUUCUGUCAGGAAAACAUGAGAGAGACAGUGAGCAGUGUUCUGACAGGGACAGUGACAUGGCAAUACUCCAAUUGCUGCUCCAUCUUCUUCCACCAUCACCUGGAGGGAAAAAAAAGCUUCAAAAAUCAGUGCAUCAGAUGCAGUGAAAAGGCUUUUGGUGUAUCAUAAGUCUUGUACCAGCCUUAAACAACAUCUACAGGAAAGAGAAGGAUGACAACCAUAACUUCUUGCUGUGGGCAGGAACCGCAACCAGAUUGAGCAUUUCUACAUAGCUCUCGACAAGAAUCUCAUCCCCUGUCAGUCUGAAGGCUCCCUAAGUGCAUUCGACGAGCUGUUUAAAGCUCACUUUGUUUUUAAUGUAAUGUAUGAUGAUGCACUCCUUCACUUUUACACUUUCAUUCAGACAACAAUUUACAUGAUUGAUGUUGGGAAAACCAAAGAGUCCCCUAGAGUUAAAGAGCUGAGGGCAAAAUUGCUAAAUUAGUCCCAUACAAGCAGAACAGCGUAUAAUGUUGUGUUUUAAAUGCCAAGAAUCUUUUUUAACUACUCAGUUACUAAUUUCCCAUUUAAGGCUUCAGCAUGCAUUUUAUCCUAGUCCAAAUUUCAAAUUAAUAUGUGCUCAAGACGAAUGCAGAAAAUAAUUUACAACCUUUUCAGGAUUCAGAAAACAUUUAGACACAAUUCAUUAUGGCCAUUCUAAUACACAGCCAACAGCAUUUGACAUACAUCCUACUAGCGGUCCUUCUGUAUCUAAUUUGCAGGAAUCUUUAGUUGCGGAGCCUUUAGAAUCAUUGCCUGAAUUGUGAAUUUCUGAGAGCAGUGAGAUGGGUUUUGGCCCAGAACACAUGAAACAUAUGUGUGCAGGCAUUGUUGCAAAACUUCAAGGAAGUGGUGCCUCUAGUAAUGUGAUUUCAUCAAUUGUCUGUGAUCUGGAGGAAUUUACAACAGAGAUGCAUAAGCAAAUUAGCCAAAGUGUCCUUUCAGUUGUUCCUGCUAGUACUGAGUGCAGGUCAGCAGUGGAACAAAGUUUUCAGAAUUUUGAAAAUUCAUUCUCUUGUCUAAAUUCGGAAAAGAAAAGAACUAAAUACUUCACUGAAAAGUGGGGUGUGGUUGAGCCUCAGGAAAUUGUGCUCAGUGUUAGGUAUGAUACUAGACGCAUCAAGGAAACUGGAACAUAUAGUCAAGUACCAUUAAACGACACAUUCAUUUACAUUCCUAUAUUGGAAAGUUUGAAAUUCAUCUUCCGAAACGGUGAGAUUUGUGACCAGAUCAAAACACACAUCUCUUCCAGUCCACAUAUUUUCAGAGACUUUGUUGAUGGAAGCUACUGUAAAACCAAUCCAUUGUUCUCACAAUUCUCAAAUGCCUUACAGAUACAACUCUACUACGAUGAUUUUGAGACCGCAAAUCCCCUUGGUUCAAAACGUUGUAUUAAUAAAAUAGGCUGCUUGUACUUUGUUUUGCGCAAUUUACCUCCACAGUUUAAUUCAGCUCUUUGGAACGUUCAUCUGGUUGCUUUAUUUCAUUGUCAGGACUUGAAAAAAUACAGCUUUGAUUUGAUUUUGAAGGCUUUAAUAUAUGAUAUUAAAAAGCUUGAAAGUGAAGGAAUUCAUCUGCCCAUAUCUGCAGAAAAGGUGUACAGCACAAUAAGUCAAAUUGUAGGAGACAACUUAGCAAUGCACUCCAUUCUAGGAUUUACAGAGAGUUUUAAUGGCCACUAUUUCUGCCAUUUGUGUUUAAUUCAUAAAGCUGAUGCCAAGAUGUUUUUUCGGAGGAUGACCCGAGAAUAAUCACUUGUGAUGAAACUAGUUUUGAAGUGCAUUGUAGGAUGUUGCAGUCAGACCCACAACUCAAAUCUUUCUAUGGGGUAAAAAGAGAUUCAUCUCUGAACACAUUGCAAUUUUUCCAUGUGUGUAACAAUUUUUCUCUCGACAUUUCUCUCAAGUUGCUCAGUUUGAGCUAAAACUGUUAUUUCAGUACUUAUCUGAUAAUUUUAUUUCAAAAUAAGACUUGCUUUCUCGCAUAUAUUCUUUUGACUAUGGUUACUUGGAGCGUAAAAACCACCCUACAAAUGUUAAUCUGGAGCACGCUAGCAACAGCUUGGGUCUGAAUUCCAUUCAAACUUUGGGUCUGGUUAAGAAUACCCCGCUACUCUUUGGUGAUAGAAAUUGGAAUUUGCUGCUUCUAUUGCUGCAAAUAAUGAAUAUUACAUUUUCCCCAACAGUUUCCUAUGGAAUGACAGUAUCUCUUAAGCAUCUCAUACAAGAGCGCCACCAGCUUUUCAGAAUUUUGUACUCUGAUCGAAAUUUAAUACUCAAACACCAUUUCAUGGUACUUUAUACGUCUUGCAUUAGAAAACUAGGUCCUCUCGUACACUUUUGGAGUAUGAGGUUCGAACCAAAACACAAAAUUUUCAAGAACUGUUUAAAGAACUUCAAGAACAUUACUAAAUCCCUUGCCAGAAAACAUCAGUUGUCCAUUGCAGGUCACUGGGACUCAUUAACAUUACAUCGCAAAGAGUUUGGGCCAUUGUCUUUGCAAAAGAAAAUAGACCAUGAUGGUGAUGAAUUGUUGUCUUUUAAAAUUCCUGUGCAUGAAAAUGUCUAUUGCACUAAUUGGGUUAAAAUUGAUGGCAUUGAGUACAGAGUUGGACUACUUGUUUGCAAUAAUUUAAAACAUGAGCUUCCUGUAUUUUCCAAAAUAGCACAGAUUCUUGUAAUAGGUGAGUGUAUAGCUUUCAUAGUCAAUGAACUGGUCACAGAAUAUUUCAGUGAACACAAACAUGCUUUUGAUGUAAGUAAUGGUGAAUACAAGGAAACUGUUAUUCAACUCAAAAGUCUGCGAUUUUACAAGCCAUUUGAUAUGCAGUGUGCAUAUGGACCAGAAGAAAGCAUUUGUCAUGACAGAACCACGGGAGACCCAAGUGCGGGGGAAAAACAGAGUCUUUAUUUGUCACAGGUGUAGGCAAGGGAAAAUAUAAAUACAGGUCGCGAACUUCUCCCUCCAGGGAAGCAGAGAGACUGAAAGGAGAGUCGAGGAUGGGCUGCCGGUACUGAGAUGGGCGGAAGCGCCUGGUGGCCUCACUCGACUCAGAGUCCACGUAGCCUGGGAGGUGAGAAGCUGCGCCUGGAGAUGUAGUCGGUUAGUUCUCUCAAGAAGACCGCUGACUGUGAUGACCACUGACCGGAGCGCUGAUGCAAACUGCUGAGGAAGACAGAUCAGAAGGAGAAGUGAAAAGAACAAGGAAGGUGAAUAUAAAUACCAGGAAGCAAGACUUGACUUUGACUAAGGUGGUAUCUCUCCAGUGAGAAAACACAAAACGAGGAACUUCUUCAGGAGAGCCGCAGCAACCCCUGGGGCAGUCUGGGCAGACAAAAUCUACAAUGAACAGACACUGCACAACAAACACAGAGGGAAUUAUAAAGAGAACAUAACGAGGAGAUCAUAAUCAGGUGUGGAGUAAUUAAGGGAACGAUGAAGUCUAACGAGUGAAGAGCCAACAGGCGUGUGAGCACGGAGUGGAAAAACACCAGUGCAAGAGAAGUCAUAUGAAAACACGAGGGUGGGGCAAAUGACGCAGACACAAGCACGAGGCCUGCCGAAGCUCGGUGACAACCAUGUGCUCGACAAAAAACAAAACAAUCCCCGUGCCAGGUGAUGACCCGACCAAACCGUAACAGCAUUUAUGUGUUACUUUCUCAUUGUUUAAUAUAGAGUUUGUCUGAAAAGCUUGGUUUGACCCUUGUUAAAUGAUUUUAAUAUCCAGAGUUUAACGUAAGCUGGUUUUAUUAAAAGAAUGCAUUGCAUUAUUUACAGAAACUUUUAACAUCAUCUGUGAUUUCCUGUAUCAAAUUUGAAUUUAAGAGAGGCAUCCAGUUUUAUAUUGUUCCAACUGUAAUGCUCUUGUGAUGUGU
Molecule: messenger RNA, 4195 nt
Organism: Triplophysa rosa
Lineage: Eukaryota; Metazoa; Chordata; Actinopteri; Cypriniformes; Nemacheilidae
Exons: 5
Coding region: 1106-2071 (321 amino acids)
Source: RefSeq, a predicted model, not a curated record